AUGGGUUUUGGGGAAAAAUGGAUGAAGUGGAUGGAGUCUUUGGUAUUUACUAGUAGUUUGUCGGUGCUUUUCAACGGAAGUCUCACGAAGGAGUUUACUGUUUCUAGAGGUUUGAGGCAAGGUGAUCCACUCUCUCUUUUCUUUAUUGUGUUAGUAGCGGAAGAUCUUUCGGGUCUAGUUAGACAACCUAUCCAAGUGGGGGAAUUCCAAAGGUUUGCUAUUAAGGGCUCGUGUUGUGUGGAUAUUCUUCAAUUUGUAGAGGAUACCUUAAUUGUGGGAGAUGGUAGUUGGAAACAUGUUUGGGCGAUAAAAGCGGUACUUCGGGAUUUUGAAAUUGUCUCGAGGCUUGGUAUCAAUUAUCAUAAAAGCAAGUUGAUUGGUAUUAAUACUAUUGUAGGUUUCUUGGAGGCAGUUUCCCUCUUACUUUCUUGCAAGCUGGAGGAUUGUAACUUUUAUUUUCUUGGUAUUCCUAUUGGUUUCAAUCCAAGGAAGGAAGCCACUUGGAAUCCUCUUUUGUUGAAAAAUGAAGAAUCGGUUGGAAGGAUGGACAAACCGCUCUUUGAAUUUGGUAGGUAG
Messenger RNA from Vicia villosa (hairy vetch), 576 nucleotides. RefSeq lists its product as uncharacterized. NCBI's taxonomy places the organism in Eukaryota, Viridiplantae, Streptophyta, Magnoliopsida, Fabales, Fabaceae. The record is from RefSeq and is a predicted model, not a curated record. The coding region runs from base 1 to 576 and encodes 191 amino acids. The transcript has a single exon.